Alternaria novae-zelandiae is the source of this 1230-nucleotide messenger RNA. RefSeq lists its product as uncharacterized. Gene Ontology annotation, biological process: epoxide metabolic process. The record is from RefSeq and is a predicted model, not a curated record. The transcript has 2 exons. Bases 1 to 1230 code for a protein of 409 amino acids. Lineage: Eukaryota; Fungi; Ascomycota; Dothideomycetes; Pleosporales; Pleosporaceae. Gene Ontology annotation, molecular function: epoxide hydrolase activity.
AUGACUUCAGAACCCGAACCAUACACAAUUCCAGUCACCGAUUCCGCAAUCGAAAAGCUCAAACGAAAGCUCUCAGACGCCGACUUUCCAGAUGAACUGGACACACCCGAUCAAUGGCCCUACGGCUCACCCCUCUCUGACAUCAAGCGUCUAGCCAAACACUGGGAAACCAACUUCUCCUGGCGAGACGCCGAAUCCAAAAUGAACGAGCUACCCAACUAUCGCAAAAAGGUCCAAAUCGAAGGCUUCGGCCAAAUCGACAUACACUUCGUCCACAAGAGAAGUUCAAACCCCAACGCCAUACCCCUCCUCUUCAGCCACGGCUGGCCAGGCUCCUUCCUCGAAGUAACAAAACUACUUCCGCUCCUCGAAGCCGGCGAGAAAGAAGGAAAAACCGCAUUCCACGUCGUUGCGCCGUCUCUACCGAACUUUGGGUUUAGUCAGAAGAUUAGCAAGCCUGGCUUUGCGUUGUCGCAAUACGCAGAGACAUGCCAUCGGUUGAUGCAAGACCUCGGAUACGAGAAAUACGUUACGCAGGGUGGCGAUUGGGGGUUCUGGGUCACGAGAUCGAUGGGUUUACUGUAUCCCGACUAUGUGCUGGCGAGUCACAUCAAUAUGGUGCGCGCGCAAGCACCUACGUUCAAAUCGCAGCCGGCACUCGCUCUGCAGCAUGCCAUUACUCCUUACACUGAGGCCGAGGCCAAAGGAAUCGAGCGCUCGGAGUGGUUCCUCAACGAGGGCCAAGCGUAUCGCCAGUUGCAAUCUACCAAGCCACAGACGCUGUCCUACGCAUUCGCUGAUAGUCCUGUCGCUCUUCUGGCAUGGAUCUACGAGAAGCUGAUUGACUGGACGGAUGGCUAUCCCUGGACUGACGACGAGGUGCUUACUUGGGUUAGUGUAUACUGGUUCAGCACUGCAGGGCCCAAUGCGCAUGUCAGGAUCUACUACGAAGCGCAACAUAAUCCUACGGAUCUGAUUCCGAAUCGAGAGCGCACGACGACGUGGAUUGAUCGUGUGAAGUUGGGUGUUGCGCACUUUCCUAAAGAGAUUACUGUUGUGCCGAGGGUAUGGGCGAAGACUUUGGGUCCUCUCGUUCAUGAGAGUGUUCACGAUAAGGGCGGGCAUUUCGCUGCGCAUGAGAGACCAGAUGUGAUCGUUGCUGAUCUACAGAAGAUGUUUGGGAAGGACGGACCGUGUUACGGCAUAGUUCCAGGAAAGUCAGGUUAUUGA